Messenger RNA from Xiphophorus hellerii (green swordtail), 2219 nucleotides. RefSeq names its product odorant receptor 131-2. Gene Ontology annotation, molecular function: odorant binding; olfactory receptor activity; G protein-coupled receptor activity. The record is from RefSeq and is a predicted model, not a curated record. NCBI's taxonomy places the organism in Eukaryota, Metazoa, Chordata, Actinopteri, Cyprinodontiformes, Poeciliidae. Gene Ontology annotation, biological process: detection of chemical stimulus involved in sensory perception of smell; G protein-coupled receptor signaling pathway. Gene Ontology annotation, cellular component: membrane. The transcript has 2 exons. The coding region runs from base 145 to 1215 and encodes 356 amino acids.
AAAAAGAAGAAAAAGAAAAACUGACAGAGAGCGCGAGGCGGAAGACUGAGUCAGUCUUCAGUCAGGCAGCAGACGGAGAGGAUCAUGAGACGGACCAGGUUUCCUUCCCAUCACCAGCAUCACUCCAGACCCAGCUAAGGAACGAUGUCUAACAACACCACGGAGGCGGUGCAGGACUACCCUUACGUGCGCUUCUACGUGUCCACCCUCUCCUUCUCGGUCCUUCUCUUCUUCAACCUCAUCAUCAACUGGACCAUCGUCCGGGAGGAGCGGCUGCGGAGCCAUGCGCGCUUCGUGCUGGUCUUCCACCUGCUGGUGUCCGCUCUGGUCCACCUGGGCAUGAGCAGCGUCUUCUACUACCAGAUCCACCUGAACGCGCGGCCGAGCCGCACCGCUUGCCGGGCCAUGAUCACCGUCCUGAUCAGCAGCGCCUCCAACAUCCUGCUGACGCUCACGGCCAUGGCUCUGGACCGCUUAGUGGCCGUGUGCUACCCGAUGCGCUACACCUCCACCUGCACGGCGGCGUACUGGCCGUGGCUGCUGGGCUUGCUCACCUGGAUGGUAGCCCUGGUCAUCCCCCUCAGCCUGCCUCUCAACCCGGGUCCCCAGGCGGGGGACCCCGAUACUUGCGACCGGAAUAAGCUGAAAAAGGGCGAGCUCCAGAAGGUGCUGUUCAUCGGACUGUGCACGCUGCUCAUUCUCUACAGCUACGUGCGGAUCCUGGUGGAGGGACGGCGGCUCGGGGUGCUCAACCGGAGGAACCGGGCCGGCUGCAGGACCAUCGCCCUGCACGGCACCCAGCUGGCCGUUUACAUCCUGCCCAACUUCGUGAACUUCGUGUUGUACCUCAUGUUGAACAAAAACAUUAUUGAGCGUGACACCAAGGAGCUGUCCGCCGUGGUUAUAUUUGCGUUCUUCAGCGUGGCGCAGUGCGUGGCGCCCGUUGUUUAUGGCUUGCGCAAAGAGGAACUUCUGGAGCAGCUGAAUCGUCGGUUCCCCUGCUGCUCCCGGUACCUGAAGGCUGUGCUCGGCUGGACCGUGAGAGCCAACUGGCCCCAUACACAACCCAGAGGAAGGGAGCGAACGCUGACUGCUCAGACCAUCAUCUCCCUGGAAGUCCCACAAGAGAACCGGGAGGAAGAGACCGAGCCGCUGCCAGACACCAGUUUCUCACACAACUCACAUUCAUACGAAGGAAUUAUGGACAAUGCCUGAUGGGGGGAGGCUAAUAAGGGAAAAGCUAUUGCUUCCAACAGAUUUUUUUUAUCUUGUGCUGGAAAGGAACUCGUAAGACGCUUUUAAUAAAUUCCUUCAUAAGAAAAUUGAACAAAGAUGCGCAGAUGCAAGGGGAAAACUCAAAGCCAGACCUUGAACUGUCAAUUUUUCUUUCAUCUCAAGCGUUCUCCAAGGCCAGGUGGAACAGUUCUGAUUGCAGAACUCCUUUUUACGGCUCAGGGGAACCCAAUCGUCCGUCUGAAUCCGACCUCUUCCUCCUUUUGGGAUUACGCUGACUGGAUAUAUCCUAACGUUUAGCCAUGUGGAUGUUUGGUGUCAUUCUUACCGUAAACUGUGUAAAGCCUGAAAUUCCUGGUCCACUGAUUUCCUGAGACUGAAAUCAGCAGAAGGAACUAAAAUGGCUCAAGACAUUUUGAUUUUCCCGAGAGGAACCAACACUUUGGCCUGUGUUUGAGAAACGUCAAAGCACACAAACAACUUAGCAUGCCUGUUGGUAAAAAAAACCCAUUUUAUUUAGUAAAAACUACUUUAAGUUAUUUGUAUAGUUUUAAGUUUGAAAUAUUUUUACGCUACUUAUCUGUUAUAAGCGGUUUUAGGACUUUUUGACCAAAAGUUAAGCAUCAAUUGCAUUUCGAUCAAAGGAAAAAUACGUUCAAAGAACCAUUUCCUUUUUUUCUCCAAGGGUUAGAAAAAGGGUUUGAAAAAAAAUUGCUUAAUAAUUUGAAGUAGCUUUUCUUUUAGUGAUGAAAAACAAAAUGGCAGAAAUCACAUAUAGUCCACUUUCUGCUUGUUCAUCACACCGUUAUGGAACUUACUACUUAUUUAUUUUAAAAACUUACUCCCCAUUUACUAACUAUUUCCAGCUGAGACCAUAAGCUACAGAACGUCUCAAAAUGUGAAUUUUUUUCCUGAAUAUGUUAGUUUUUCUAAAAUUCUAAAAAAAAUUAAAAAAAAAUCAGAAAAAUAAAAUAUUUAAAACAUUA